Rattus norvegicus (Norway rat) is the source of this 2138-nucleotide messenger RNA. Lineage: Eukaryota; Metazoa; Chordata; Mammalia; Rodentia; Muridae. The record is from RefSeq and is a predicted model, not a curated record.
UCCUGGCAAUGCUUGGGUGCACUCUCCCAGGCUCGGUGACAGCUCGUGUCUGAUGCCUUUUAUGGCCAUCGGUUACUUGUCUCUACCGAAGGUUAUUACCUUAUUCCCACUGGGCUCCCCUGCCUCUUCCCUGCCCACUCACCAAGCCUGGUCCUCAUGUGUUUAGCUCCAAGAGUCUCGCCCUUCAAGCCCAGAAGAAGAUCCUGAGCAAGAUAGCCAGCAAAACUGUGGCCAACAUGCUGAUCGAUGACACCAGCAGCGAGAUCUUUGAUGAGCUGUACAAAGUCACCGAAGAACACACCCACAACAAGAAGGAGGCCCACAAGAUCAUGAAGGAUGUAAUAAAGGUGGCGAUCAAAAUUGGUAUUCUCUACCGGAACAAACAGUUCAGUCAAGAGGAGGUUGUGAUUGUGGAGAAACUCCGGAAGAAACUGAACCAGACCGCCAUGACCAUGGUCAGCUUCUACGAAGUGGAGUAUACCUUUGAUACGAAUGUGCUCUCUAAACUUCUGCAUGAGUGCAAGGACCUGGUCCAUGAACUGGUACAGCGACACUUGACGCCCAGAACCCACGGACGCAUAAACCAUGUCUUCAACCACUUCGCUGAUGUGGAAUUCCUUUCCACUCUCUACAGUCCGCACGGAAACUGCAGGCCCAAUCUCAAGAGGAUUUGCGAAGGAAUCAAUAAAUUGUUAGAUGACAAAAUCCUCUGAAUAGCUUCUCCUCUCGUGGACUUUGCUGCUUCGAAGUCAGAAUAUUCAACCUCCUCGCCCAGUGAGAAUCAAGCAGCAACCCUUGCUCAAGAUGUUCUUGUGUCUCCUUUAUCACUCUGAUGCUGAUUCUAACCCAGGCUUGGGUGCGUUUACCCCCUGAGCACAGGCAUGAGCUCCCAAGUCUAAAUGAACUGUGUUUGCAAAGAACAGACGACUGGUCUGAGCACGAAGGCUGCUUUGCUCCAUUCAUCUCGUAGUGGAAGGCGCCCUGCGUUAGGAUACAGAAGACAUGGGUGUGGAGAGCAGCCCUGCCGCUGUUAGGGAAAUCUGUGUUCUGGAGCUCCAUGCCUCCUGACUACCUCACAGGGCUGUGGCAAGGACUGAACAGGAAACCUCGCACUCAGUUUUGUGAAACAGAGACCAGUGACUAUAUAUAAUAAACGGAUGCGGCAUAAUAUUUCGUAAUUAGUGGGUUUGUUCGUGGCCAGUUGUCAGAGCAUAUUUAGUGAUCACAGUACCAGAGAGGCUGAGCUAAAAGAAUUAUGACCAGGGGCGGGGAUAGUGUGGACUGCAGACUGAGGCUCAGACAGAAAACUCUCAGGAAAGAAAUAGAAGAAAAGGAAGAAAGAGUUCCUCGCCUCCUUUAAGAGAAACAAGAGUCAAGGUGACACUGCUCCCUUUACUCCGCAUGUGACUUGAAGACACCCAUUCAAGGCUGCAGCAAUGACUCUCAGUUUAGGUAGAGCAAUGCUCUUGUCGUCGUCUGGUUCUCUCUGGCUUCUCGGACUCUCCAGUGUCAUCUACUCAUCAGCCACCCUAUGUCACGGCCUGCGUUGACUCGCUCUCUUUGUCUCCUCCAUUCCUUUCUUCUUCCACAGACGUGUUCUGUUUGGAUGAAUAGGUUUUAAUUUCCUUAAUGAGAUGGUAAAUUCCGUCUUGUAGGGGGUGGGGUUGCUGCCCUUAAAUCUUAUUUAUAACUGAUCUGUAAUCAUUUUAAGUAUUCGUCGCAGUAUAAAGCUUCAGUAGAUGUAUAUAUUGCAUUAUCAAAUCAGUGUAAUUAGCAGAUCUAUCACAAAUAUUUAUUUUUUCCGGCAGGAAUAUUCAGAAUCCCUCCCUCUAGCUAUUUAGUACUACAUAGCACAUUAUUGUUAGCUAUGACUGCCCUACUAUGAAACAGAAUAGCAUAAUUCUCCUAUGUUAAUGUGACUGUCCACCCCUCCCGGUCUCUUUCCCUCUCCACUUCUCAAAUAACUGAUGUUCGGCUCUUCAUUUCUUAGAUAGCAACUUUUGAAUUAUUUCCUGUCUGUGAAUUGCCCGGUGUUUGUUCAAUGUCUGUCUCAUUUCACUUAACAUAAAGUUUUGUAAUUUUAUCCACAUGGCUGCAAAUGUCAGAAUUUUUUUUUUACAAUAAAAAAAAAAAACCCA